AUGGGCAUCUCCGACGCCCAGAGAAUUCCCGAUUUUCACCAUGUCCGGGUGACAGAAAAGCACUCGGCUGCCUUGAUCCUUAACGCAACCACAUCAUAUCUUCAAAGGUGUGUUCCGCAGUAUCGCAUGCAUCUCCCAUCCAGAAUAAAGGCGCUUGAGGCGUCGGUAGUCAACAAGAUUGCUGCAGGAGAAAUCAUUAUCUCUCCUGUCAAUGCCCUCAAAGAGAUGAUGGAAAAUAGCAUAGAUGCCGGGGCAACUAAUGUGGAUAUCCUGGUGAAAGAUGGUGGCAUAAAGAUGCUGCAAAUUUCGGAUAAUGGGUGCGGGAUCAUGAAGGAUGACCUUCCGAUACUAUGCGAGCGCUUCACGACAUCCAAACUGAAGUCGUUCGAGGACCUGAGCCGCAUCCAAACGUACGGGUUCCGCGGAGAGGCACUUGCCAGCAUUUCUCACAUUGCGCGACUACAUGUGGUGACGAAAACGAAAGAGAAUCAGUGUGCAUGGAAGGCUGUCUACGAGAAUGGGGUAAUGGUGGGGGAGCCGAAGCCGACGGCAGGCAAGGAUGGGACGACAAUCCUCGUACAGGACCUCUUCUACAAUGUGCCGUCCAGGCUGCGGGCGCUGCGAUCUCCAAGCGAAGAGUUUGCGAAAAUAGUGGAUGUGGUCGGCAAGUACGCAAUCCAUUCGGAUGGUGUGGGAUUUUCGUGUAAGAAGUUUGGCGAAACACAGUACGCGUUAAAUGUACGUGGGACUUCUUCAAAAUCAGACAAGAUACGGGCUGUAUUUGGUGCUCCAGUCGUUGCCAAUUUAGUUGAGGUAGAUAUUUCUGCAGACCCUGAGCACGGUCUUACAUCCAGUUCGGGCCAGAUUACAACUCCAGACUUUAACAACAAGAAAUCUAUACCUGCUGUGUUUUUCAUUAAUAACCGCCUUGUUUCCUGUGAUCCUCUGAGGCGAGCCCUAUCCCAAGUUUAUUCCAACUUCUUGCCGAAAGGUAACAAACCGUUUAUUUACAUGAGUUUACACAUAACACCGGAGAAUGUUGAUGUUAAUGUGCAUCCUACAAAGCGUGAAGUACGAUUUUUGUAUGAAGAAGAGCUAAUAGAGCGCAUUGGUAAUUUGCUCCAUGAGCGGUUAUCUCAGCUGGAUACUUCGCGAACUUUUAAACCGGGCUCUUUGACACCUGGGAAACAUAGUUCAACUGUGUCCUCCGCAUUCCGGCAAUCAGCGACCCCCGCAAGUACACAACCAAAGGCAAAACGUGCAGAAAACAUGCUUGUCAGGACUGAUGGUAGCCAAGCUAAAAUUACUAAUUAUGUCAGAGCAAGUCAAAGCUCUACCAGCUCAUCCUUUUCCACUUCUUUAAGAAAGAAAUCACAUGCGGCAGCAAGUGAUGAACUUGGCAGCAUUGGCGAGGACUCCCAAGAUACAGCAACAUCGAUGACAACCUCUACACAAGAGCCUAAUCAUACCAAGUCUAGAGCCAUUUUAACCUUAUUGAAUAAUGAGUAUGAAGUCGUACAGCGGGAAAGAACGGAAGUAAAUCUCACCAGCAUCAAAACUCUAAAGCAGGAAGUAGACGAAGAUAUGCAUAAGGAAUUAACAAGUGUCUUUGCAGAUAUGACCUAUGUUGGUGUCGUUGAUGCAACAAGGCGACUUGCAUCUAUACAGCAUGGUUUAAAGUUAUUUUUGGUUGAUUAUGGUUCCUUAUGUAACGAACUUUUCUAUCAAAUUGGACUCACAGAUUUCGCAAACUUCGGGAAAAUCUAUAUCCAGGAUGAGGUUGAGAAUCGCGAAGGUUUAGCGAUAUACCAACUGCUAUCUAAGAUUGAUAAUGCGUCGCAAUCGAAUAUUUUGGAAAUAACUCAACAGUUGUGGGACAUGAGAGAAAUGCUAGAGAACUAUUACUCGAUUGAAAUAUGUGGAGACGAGACCGAUUUGACGAACGUUCGCAUUAAGAGUGUACCCUUACUUUUAAAGGAUUAUGUCCCGCCUCUUUCUAAACUUCCAUUUUUCCUCUACAGAAUGGGAACUAAGGUAGAUUGGUCGUCGGAAAAGGAGUGCCUAGAAGGAAUCCUUCGACAACUUGCCUUGUUCUAUAUUCCUGAGAUUAUUGAGCACGUAGAUAUAAACGACGACACAAUCGAUGGCGAUGUUCGCGCUUAUUAUAUUUCCAAGGCAGAGCAUAUUGGGACAGUUCUGGAACAAGUGGUUUUCCCAACGAUAAAGAGGCGACUCCUAGCGUCGACGAGACUUCUGAAGGACAUUGUAGAGGUAGCUAAUCUGCCUGGUUUAUAUAAAGUUUUCGAAAGAUGCUAG
This is a messenger RNA of Eremothecium gossypii ATCC 10895, 2316 nucleotides long. RefSeq names its product mismatch repair ATPase MLH1 (gene MLH1). The record is from RefSeq and is marked provisional. Gene Ontology annotation, molecular function: ATP hydrolysis activity; ATP binding; ATP-dependent DNA damage sensor activity. Gene Ontology annotation, cellular component: MutLalpha complex. Bases 1 to 2316 code for a protein of 771 amino acids. Lineage: Eukaryota; Fungi; Ascomycota; Saccharomycetes; Saccharomycetales; Saccharomycetaceae. The transcript has 2 exons. Gene Ontology annotation, biological process: mismatch repair.